AUGCCCAUUCCUGCCCACCCACCUUUCUUGCUCACUUUCUUCCCCCUACCUGCCCGCCCGUUCUGUUUCCUGACCGUAUCAAUAACUGUCUACAUGUCCUCAUUACAGCAAGCAGAUCUCGCCUUUAUUGCGAGCUUAUCCCUGCGGGUGGAACCAUUUGGCCUCGCCAUCGACUGUCCGACCUGUGGUGGCACUGUCCCAAUCACCAUAUGUGUUAGUGACAAGCAUGGCAACGCAGGGAAACCAAUGGCGAAGCAUCCGCUAUGCUCGUACUAUCAUUUUUUCCCUCUUCUUUUGUCACGCCCGGGCAUCAUGGCGUUAAUCCCUUCAUCGAGCAGUUCACCAACCCUUGCGAGUUCAUCUACUCUGUCCUCAAGUGCACCCUCACUAUCCCAAGCACCCUUGCUAUCCCAAGCAAAGAAGACACGUAAGCGGGGUGCUGAAUGCACCACCAACCCUUGUCGCAGGCCGCGUGCGCUACGGUGUCCUCGUGGAAAGUGCCUGUCGCACUGCAUCGAGGAGGGUGGUUGUGUAGUGCACGAAAUACCUGUAUACGACGAUAACGAGCAGGACAAUACCGUCGAUGGUGCCGGUUUUGGUUACCAUGAUCUCCAUAAUGCUCUGUCGGCAUCACUCGCUGCUCAAGGCCUCGAGGUGCCACCACCACUACCAGCUAUCGUACCCUCUCUGCACGAUAUCUUGCAUGCACCAGCACCACCCCCUCCGCCACCAUCGCUUUUGCCAGCUCCUAGUACAUUGAAGACAUCCAAACAUCCACGCAUCACUAGCCAGCUCGACCCGCUAUGGGAGCAAGACUUACACCAGCGGGCGCAGCAGGAGAUUGAAGACAACCGAGUGGCACAGCGUCGCAAAGAGAUGGAGCUCAAGUCAAAGCAGCGCUUUAUCCUCAACUGGUUUGAUGCGGAUGAUGUCCCUGCUUCAAGGCAGUGGGUGUCCAACUGUCCAUUUUUCCCAUUCUUCCAGCUUGCUGAUGAUCCCGACAUCCUGCCCUCGCUUGGAGAGAAUAUCACAAAGAUCGAGGUGUUCGAGGAUCGCCUCCAGCAAUGGAUACCCGCCAAGCUGACACACGAUUUUCCACUUGAAUCCGAAUGUCACAUCUUUAUCCGCCGCUUCGGUGUUACCAGCUGUCAUGACUUCAAUGAGCUGUAUGAUGCCUCGAGGGCUUCCAUGCGCCCAGCACACCUUCGCUACAACAUGAAACGGGAACGCGAUGGCAUUCGUACGAAGAUCAAGGCCAAACAUGUUGUACAUGUGUCGUCGGUGCCACCAGACUUGCUCUCUGAUGAUGUCGAGAUCAUAGAUGACACGUCCGUGGCAUCAGACUUUGUAUCUGACAACGUUGAGUUCAUAGAUGAUGCAGAUGAUCUCAUUGAGGUUGUCGACGAUGUUCAUGCAACACCAAGGCCAACCAACGCUCUCGGAAAACGCGCACGGGAUACUGCCUCACCUGCCUACACUAGUACUCGUCCACGGUUUGAUGACUGGGACAGCCGGCGGGCAUCCUCGAUGUCACCUACUCCUUCGCUGUCUCCUUCACCAGCAGAGUCGUCCACAUCAGUUUCCUCUAUAUCAUUGGUCUCCGCUGUACCCUCAGUCAUACCCGUCCAUGUGCCUUCAUAUAAAGGCAACUCGAAGCAUGUCUGGCCGCAUGGCAUGUUCACCUGUGAUAUGGUAGUCGGGUUUCGUCAGAUGGAUUCCCCGCUGCUUCGUGUUCACUAUCCGCAGGAGGAACUUUUUGGUCUGAUAUUCGGUGUUCCAUAUGUCCGUGCCACAUACCACUCUAAUCACGCGCUGUGGGUCAACAGCUCCAAGGUCAUCUCGAUCCUUCAGGCGCAUGAACAUGCUCACCGCGCUCCCGAUGGCUUGUGGGCACACUACUUGUCGUCACGUCGUGCAGCCCUAGGCGAGAAAACCAAGAAGAGGAGUGGACCCAAAUUCAAGUAG
Suillus clintonianus is the source of this 1965-nucleotide messenger RNA. RefSeq lists its product as uncharacterized. The coding region runs from base 1 to 1965 and encodes 654 amino acids. NCBI's taxonomy places the organism in Eukaryota, Fungi, Basidiomycota, Agaricomycetes, Boletales, Suillaceae. The transcript has 3 exons. The record is from RefSeq and is a predicted model, not a curated record.